Daldinia caldariorum is the source of this 1702-nucleotide messenger RNA. Its product is annotated as aspartate aminotransferase. Gene Ontology annotation, molecular function: pyridoxal phosphate binding; L-aspartate:2-oxoglutarate transaminase activity. Bases 1 to 1317 code for a protein of 438 amino acids. The record is from RefSeq and is a predicted model, not a curated record. The transcript is spliced from 5 exons. Lineage: Eukaryota; Fungi; Ascomycota; Sordariomycetes; Xylariales; Hypoxylaceae. Gene Ontology annotation, biological process: biosynthetic process; L-aspartate catabolic process. Gene Ontology annotation, cellular component: mitochondrion.
AUGCUUCCAGCACUUCGCAUCGCCACUCGCCGAGCCGCAGCCCGUCGAGGACCGGCCUCUGCUAUCACCUUCCAAGCUGCAAGAGCUGGGUCUACCUGGGCUAAUGUGCCUCAAGGUCCUCCCGAUGUGAGUUUCGCCGUCUUUGCUACGGAUUUAUCUCGGAUUCGUAUCAGUGAAGCUUUCAAGGCCGACUCCUUCGAGAAGAAGAUUAACCUAGGUGUUGGUGCCUAUCGAGAUGACCAAGGCAAGCCUUACGUGCUCCCCUCCGUCCGUGCCGCCGAGGACAAGAUCGUCUCAAAACGCCUAAACAAGGAAUAUCUUGGUAUUACUGGUCUCCCUGAGUUCACCAAGGCUGCCGCCGAGCUGGCCUAUGGUAAAGGUUCGCCUGCCCUCGAGCGUCUGGUCAUCACUCAGUCCAUCUCCGGUACUGGAGCUCUGCGCAUCGCCGCCGCCUUCCUAGCCCGCUUCUACCCGGGUGACAAGACCAUUUACAUCCCAACCCCUUCGUGGGCCAACCACAAGGCAGUCUUCAACGACUCCGGUCUCAAGGUCGAGCAGUACCGCUACUAUGACAAAAACACCAUUGGUUUGGAUUUUCAAGGAAUGCUAGCGGAUAUCAAGGCCGCCCCCAAGGGAAGCAUCUUCCUGUUCCACGCCUGCGCUCACAAUCCCACCGGCGUUGACCCUACUCCCGAGCAGUGGAAGGAGAUUAGCAAUGCUGUCAAGGCUCAGGGUCAUUACGCCUUCUUCGACAUGGCCUACCAGGGUUUUGCCAGUGGUGAUACAAACAAGGAUGCCUUCGCCGUGCGACACUUCGUCGAACAGGGCCACGACAUCUGUCUGGCACAAAGCUUUGCCAAGAACAUGGGUCUCUACGGAGAGCGUGUAGGUGCCUUCUCUAUUCUCGCCUCCUCGCCUGAGGAAAAGAAGCGCAUCGAGUCUCAGAUCAAGAUCCUUAUCCGACCCCUGUACUCGAACCCUCCGCUACAUGGUGCACGCAUUGCAUCCGAGAUCCUCAACGACCCAGCCCUCAACAAGCAGUGGCUAGGCGAAGUUAAGGGCAUGGCUGACCGCAUCAUUUCCAUGCGUGCUCUUCUCAAAGAAAACCUGGAGAAGCUCGGUAGUGCUCAUGACUGGAGCCAUAUCACGUCGCAGAUUGGCAUGUUUGCCUACACCGGUCUCGAUGCCGCCUCGAUGGAAAAGCUAGCUAAGGAGCAUAGCGUGUAUGCUACAAAGGAUGGCCGUAUCAGCGUUGCUGGCAUCACAACCGACAACGUCGGACGCCUAGCCGAGGCUAUCUACAAUGUCAAGGGUUAAGUCGGCGUCUCUUCUUAUUUAAGCGGGGAAUGGUGGAAAUUUCGCAUAAAGGGAGCGUUUUGUACGAUGUAAAUAUUUCAAGGGGGAAAGGUUGAAAAGCAGCCAGCCCGGUACGACGGUACGAAAUAGACGAAUGACCUAAUGGACGGUUCGGGUUAUGAAAAGAAAAAAUAUACCUGUUCAUUGCGAUACUCCUGGAUGAUGAUGGAGCUGUAUCUUUGAUUAAUACAUUUCUGCUGGGCCUUUCCCCUUUUCCUGUCUUUUGCAUCUACCAGGACUAUCUCACUAUCUCGCGAAUCGGCGAAUGGUAGACAGCAGAUGCUUGUGAUACAAAUAUCACCACUAGAUAUCUACGCAAAUAGAAUUCAUUACUAGCUCUCUUCAU